AUGGAGUGCAAAGUGACCAAGGAGGUGAAAGCCAAGGUCCGAAUUUCUAAAUCUCUCUCAGAGGGUGAAAAAGCAUUCAUUGCAUCAAGAAAAGAAGUGGUGAAGAGGGGCCUUGAGAAACUUGGGAUUCCCUGUGAUCUGGACAAAGUGCCCAACAUUGUUUUUCUGGGAUCAGGUGGAGGUCUGAGGGCCGCAAUUGCUCUUUAUGGCACAUUAACAGAGCUAAAAAAAUGUAAUCUCCUGGACUGUGCUAUGUAUUUGUGUGCGGUGUCAGGUUCUACUUGGAGUCUUUCAAGCCUCUGCAAAGAUAAAGACUGGUCAGAAAAAAUAGAAAUUUUGGAAAAACAUCAUUGCAGAAACCUUGCCCAAGGCUCGUGGAAAUUUGAGAAGGCAUCUCAAGCUUUGCUGGAGAGUAUAGAAAAUGAAUGUUAUUCCUUGACUGAAAUCUGGUCCUAUUUUCUUAUGCAUAAAAUGCUGAAUCAGUUGGAUGAGUCUGAAUUGUCUGCCCAAGCAGCAUCUUGUGAGAAUGGAAAAAAUCCAUAUCCUAUAUUUUCAGCUGUAGACAAGGAGACGUAUCUAACAUACAAUGAAGCUACUUGGUUUGAAUUUACCCCAUAUGAAGUUGGAUUUCCUGGUCUAGGAGCAUAUGUAGACACAAAAUACUUUGGGAGCUUCUUUGAAAAUGGGGAACUGAUCAAAGAGAAGAAGGAGAGAGAUCUCUGCUAUCUCCAAGGUUUAUGGGGAAGCGCUUGUGCAAGUGACGAAGCACUUUUAAGUUUGAUAACAGGUUCCUUGGGGGAUUUUCUGGAGCAAAACCGGCCUGAAGAUACUUCUUCAGCAGACAUUGACAAAGAUGAUCAGAAACUCAAUAAACUCUUCAAGGCUUAUCAGUCUGUUCUGGAACUUAAGAUGUCUAAGGGCACUGAAGCAGAUAAACAGUUUGACCAGCUGGAGACUAUCCUGGACGGUUUCAGCAAAAGUUGCAAGUUGCUCAAAAGCAUUCGCCAGACCUGGACUUCUGCAGAUUCGGAAAGAAAAAAAGAAUGUAUUAAUCUGAGUCAAGCUAUGGAUGAAGAUUAUGGGGGAUUUGCAAAUCAUUCCUAUAAUGUUUUAUAUAAUGUAAUGAGAAAGACAUUUUUGUGCCUUUUGAGUUGGACAUGGGGAACCACAUACAACUUCUUGUACCACUGCUCUGAUGUUGAAUUUCCAGAGCUGACAAGUAAGCAGGUCCUUGAGCUGAUCGAUGCUGGUUCUACCAUAAACACUGCUUACCCAUCCGCUCUGAGGCCUGAGCGAGAAGUAAAGCUGAUAAUCUCCUUUGAUUACAGUGCUCAAGAUCCUUUUCUGACCAUUAAAAAAGCUUCUGAGUAUUGUAAAGCACUUGGAAUCCCAUUUCCUGAGAUAAAUGAGAGAGAAAUGGAAGACACAGAUAAUCCAUCUGAUUGCUACAUCUUCAGAGGAGAACAGGGUCCGACUGUCAUGCAUUGCCCACUGUUCAACAAAGUGAAUUGUCCAGGCAAAAUUGCUGAAUAUAGAGAGGAAUUUUCAACGUUCAAUAUGAGCUACUCAAAUGAGGAGAUUGAAAAGUUGCUCACUGCAGCAAAGAAGAAUGUAGUAAAUGUUCGAGAAAAGAUUCUGGAGGAGAUCAAGUGUAUCAUAGGUCCAUCUUUACAGAAGGCUUAAGCAAACAUUUCUGCUCUGAUGGAAAAUUUACAUCAAAGUUAUUUUCUCUA
This is a messenger RNA of Anolis sagrei ordinatus, 1733 nucleotides long. Lineage: Eukaryota; Metazoa; Chordata; Lepidosauria; Squamata; Anolidae. The record is from RefSeq and is a predicted model, not a curated record.